This is a messenger RNA of Talaromyces amestolkiae, 3303 nucleotides long. RefSeq lists its product as uncharacterized. Gene Ontology annotation, molecular function: protein binding. NCBI's taxonomy places the organism in Eukaryota, Fungi, Ascomycota, Eurotiomycetes, Eurotiales, Trichocomaceae. The record is from RefSeq and is a predicted model, not a curated record. Bases 1 to 3303 code for a protein of 1100 amino acids. The transcript has a single exon.
AUGAGCCACAUCUCACAUCAUCUACAAGAAUCUGAGAACGCUGUCCUAGUGGAACAUUUCUUCAACGCCCGCGGGAGUGGCCUCGAAAAGACUUUUCUGGGAUUACUUCGAUCUUUAAUUUACCAACUCGUGAGCGAAGUCCCGGAGCUUUAUAGUGCAUUUGUCCCCAUCUAUCACAAAAAGGACAUGAUUCAAGGACGGUGGGAAUGGCGACAAAACGAGCUCAGAAACUUUUUGCGGUCUGAACUGAAACGCUCUAAGCUAAGAAUCAUCAUCUUAGUAGACGCAAUAGACGAGUGUAGUCUUGAUGAGAUAGCGUCGGUCGUGUCAUUCCUUGAAGACUUAAGUUUGGACGCAGUGGAAGCUGGCUUCAAUCUCCGGAUCUGCUUGUCCAGUCGCCCUUACCCUAACAUCAGUAUGAGAAAGCACUUGGGAUUUACUCUUGACGGCAACGCUGCGCACGAUGAAGAUAUCAAAAUAUAUGUCCGAGCUAAACUAAAGUGGGAAAAUCUAGAGAUAGAGAAUAAGGUUCUCCAAAAGGCACAUGGUGUCUUCCUCUGGGUUGCCCUCGUUGUUGCAAUGCUCAAUGAAGCCGUCGAACGUGGACGUCCCGAAGAUAUGCAGAAGACGCUGGAAGACACUCCAAGUGAUCUCGACAAGUAUUUCGAAAGGAUUAUCUUUGGCGAUCCAGAAAAGAAUCCUGAGACACUUCUCAUGUUUCAACUUGUUCUAUUUAGCAAAGAAGAGUUAACUCCUGCAGAGCUAGUGUUUGCUGUGAUCGCCAGACUUCAAGAGGUCUACCUGAAACCCAGGCGUCAAUCCAGAAUGACUGAUGCCAUGCUGAAAGCCCGGAUCGUCGAUUCAUCUAAAGGAUUGAUUGAAGUAUAUAGGGAGAGGAGAGUACAAUUUAUACAUCAAACUGUUACAGACUUCUUUCUUCGAAACAGAAGACUCGAGAGACUUUAUGCUACGUCCGAGCCAGACGCCAUAGCCGSGAGCCAUGACCGACUAAGAGCUUGCUGCCUAGACUAUAUCUUGAAAUUUCCAAUCGACUCUCAAUCGCACAAUGGCUGGUCCGCUGAGGAAUUGAAAAAUGAGUAUCCAUUUCUCAACUACUCCGCAAUGUAUCUAUUAAGCCAUACUGAAGCCGCAAUAGAAGGUCAUCAGUUGGGCAUUGAGAGUGCGAAAUGGCUUCUAUCACCAGAUCCUUGGUUCCAAACCUGGAAGCGCGUUGUGUCUGCCGUCGAGUCGACCUGGUAUCUCCAUGGCGAUCUCAACGUCGGCUUAGUAUACGUUCUCCUCCUUCAUAAUUUUCAUAAUUCUCUUGCGGUGGUCUUGAGGCGCGGUGAUGUGGAUGUCAAUACCCAGGCAGGAUUCUUCAACAAUGCGUUACAGCUUGCAUGUGCCCAAGGAAACCACAGUCUUGUUUCUAUGAUCCUAAAGAGAGGCGCUGAUUUGAAUGCUUCGGGUGGACAUUACGGAACUGCACUCCAGGCAGCAGCUGCUCGGGGGAACAUUCGCAUUCUGAAAACUCUGCUUGAAAGAGGUGCUAAAGUGGAUAUUUCCGGGGGCAUUUAUGGAAGUGCUCUUCAAGGUGCCGCACAUAAUGGCAACCUAGAAGCCGUCAACCUCCUUUUAGAACAGGGUGCCUUGGUAAAUUCCCAGGGUGGCAUAUAUGGCAGUGCGCUACAUGCAGCUAUGGAGCCCCGAAAAACCGAGAUUUUCCAACGCUUGCUACGGGCAGGAGCUGAUGUGAAUAGCUGCGGUAGGAUAUACGGAUCUUGGUUGGAUCUAGACGGAAUGAUUGAUCGGUAUCUUAAAUUCGUCCGGUCAUUUUCAUUUUCAUCUUCAUUUUCACCUAUAUUGAAGGGUACAGCUUUUAGCCUUGAGAAUAGUCCAUCAAUAGUUUGGGCAGCGAGAAAUUUGGAUUAUGAUCAAGUCAAGCUACUUCUUGAGAAUGGUGCAAAUGUGAAUGCUGCCAGUGGGCCCUGGAAAUCCGACGUUCCUGUGGUGUUCCGAAUGGACCACACCGGAUCUUUUAAUUUCGAAUUAGGUAUGACAGCCCUGAUCUGGGCAGCUCGAAACGGAAGGAGAGACAUUAUUGAGCUCCUACUGGAAUAUGGGGCUGAUAUAGAGGCACGUACAUCCUCUGGCCAAACAGCGCUUCUAGCUGGAUCAGAGGCUGGGCAUGAAGGAGCAGUGAGGUUUUUGAUCGAGUGUGGGGCUGAUCCAUUUACAAAGGAUAAUUCUGGACAGAACGCUUUGUUCAAAGCUGCCGCUAAUGGUCAUGUAAAUGUCAUGCACCUUUUUCUCGGCCACGAGGGUUUCCACGACAUCCAGAAUCAGAAUGUGAGAGACCCCAAUGUGAUCAGAUAUCUAAAUCGAAAUAUCAAAACAAUCAUUGUCAAUGGCGGAUUUUUCACAUACCGGCCCUUCGACAACAGUAACUAUUCAAUUCAAUGUCUGGUCAUGAAUGGGGGCUUUUUAUACUAUCAGAAUAGCGUUUCUAUUCAGAGCUUUCAAAUCAAUGGCGGUAUCUGCUAUUUUGAUAUGAAUAAUGGCCUCGACAUUCGAAAGCUUGAGGUGAAUGGUGGCUCUUUUCAUUUGAUGGUACAUAGCGGGAAUGUGCGUAUCAGCAGCCUCGAGUUAAAUAAUGGACACCUAUCCAUUUCUGCACAGCGUGUGAAUUUCGAUGAAGUUUCAUUACUGGGAGGGUCAUUCAUUUGCAAUUCGAGGUCGAAAAUCUAUGCUGAGCAUGUCAAGAUGGGCAACACCCUUUCGCAUUCUUCUGACAGACAGAGCACAGCAGGUCCACUGUCCACCGGUGGCCUGCCAGAUAUGUAUAUAGAGAAUUCAAAAGGUCGGAUAGAACAGUACGGAAUUGCACGAACUGGAGAACAAAAUAUUCAAAUCGACGCCGUGCUAAGUCCACUUGAUGUGGCAGUCCAAAAUGGCCAUCUGGAGGCUGUACAGCUCCUUAUUAAGUCAAAGGCCAAAUUCGACAAAGUGCUGCCUACAAUAACACCCUUGGAUAUAGCUCAACGACAUGGUCAUCGUGGAAUAACUACAAUUUUGAAAGCAGAAGACAUAAAAAGGAUAAUGGAAUCGAGGAGAAGAAGGAAGGAAGAAGCAGAAGACAAUGAGAAUGUAGGAGAAUUGGAAGAAAGAAAGGGGCGAGUAGGAGACGAUAAAGGGAAGGAAAUGAGAAGCACAAGAGAAGGAGGAGAGGACACGAAGCAGAAUAGCAAUAAUGAAUGGCAAAACGGAACUGAAACAAACGAGAGAGACUGUCGGAUACUUUAG